Schistocerca nitens (vagrant locust) is the source of this 1299-nucleotide messenger RNA. RefSeq lists its product as uncharacterized. NCBI's taxonomy places the organism in Eukaryota, Metazoa, Arthropoda, Insecta, Orthoptera, Acrididae. Bases 1 to 1299 code for a protein of 432 amino acids. The record is from RefSeq and is a predicted model, not a curated record. The transcript is spliced from 3 exons.
AUGGCCAGCAGGUGUGCCCACCUACCGAACGAGUGCCAGGGAGGCGACUGUGGCUGUUUCCCCGUCGUACUGCCAGACGAGGGAACGUCCAGCAGGUGGGGCCAACUGGGGAGCGAUUGCCCGUGUGGUGACUGUGUCCCCGUAAUGCUGUCGGACGAGAUAACAGCCAGCAAGUGGAGCAACCUGGCGUGCGAGUGCCUGGGCGGUGACUGCGGCUGUCAUAGCGAGUGCCAGGGAGGCGACUGCCACAGUGAUACUGCGAGACGAGGGAACGGACAGCAGGUGGGGAACCUGGAGAUCGAGUGCCCAGGCAGCGUCUGCGACUGUGUCCCUGUCUUACUGCGUGACGAGGGAAUGGCCAGCAGGUGGGGUAACCUGGCGAGCGUGUGCAUAAGCGGCGACUGCGGCUGUGUCCCUGUCAUGCUGCCUGAUGAGGGAACGGCCAGCAGGUGUGGCCACCUGGCGAGCGAGUGCCCAGGCGGCGUCUGCGACUAUGGCCCUGUCAUACUGCAUGACGAGAUAAUGGCCAGCAGAUGGGGCAACCUGGUGAAUGGGCUCCCGGUCGGCGACAGCGGCAGUGUCCCUGUCAUCCUGCCCUACGAGGGAAUGGCCGGCAGGUGGGGCCACCUGGUGAAUAGGUUCCCGGUCGGCGACUGCGGCUGUGUCCCUGUCAUGCUGCCCGACGACGGAAUGGCCAGCAGGUGGGGCCACCUGGCGAGCGAGUUCCUGGGCGGCGACUGCGGCUGUGUCCCCCUCUUGCUGCCUGAUGAGAGAACGGCCAGCAGGUGGGGCAAGCUGGCGAGCGAGUGCAUAAGUGGCGACUGCGGCUGUGUCCAUGUCAUGCUGCCCGACGAGCGAAUGGCCAGCAGGUAUGGCAACCUGUCGAGCGCAUGCUCAGGCGGCGUGUGCGACUGUGUCCCUGUCAUGCUGCCUGAUGAAGCAACGGCCAGCAGGUGUGGCCACCUGCAGAGCGAGUGCCAGGGAGGCGACUGUGGCUGUGUCCCCGUCAUACUGCGAGACGAGGGAACGGACAGCAGGUGGGGCCACCUGGUGAAUGGGUUCGCGGUCGGCGACUGCGGCUGUGUCCCUGUCAUGCUGCCCGACGUGGAAUGGCCAGCAGGUGAGGCCACCUGGCGAUCGAGUGCUCGAGCGGCGACUGCCGCAGUGUCCCUGUCAUGCUGCUCGACGGGGGAACGGCCAGCAGGAGGGUCACCAAGGAGCAAGUGCCUGGGCGGCGACUGCGGCUGUGCCUCCGUAAUGCUGCCAGAUUGGGAACUGCCAGCAAGUGGGGCAACCUGA